Messenger RNA from Bufo bufo (common toad), 3269 nucleotides. RefSeq names its product leucine rich repeat containing 8 VRAC subunit D (gene LRRC8D). The record is from RefSeq and is a predicted model, not a curated record. Gene Ontology annotation, molecular function: protein binding. The transcript is spliced from 3 exons. Lineage: Eukaryota; Metazoa; Chordata; Amphibia; Anura; Bufonidae. The coding region runs from base 338 to 2896 and encodes 852 amino acids.
GCUGCAGGGUGACUCAGGGCGGAAGGCCCGUAAGAUGCUGAUGAGAAAUGGCGAGGAGGCUGUUAUGCAAUGUCUCCGCCUCCUCCCGUCCUGUGCGUGCAGCCUGGCCGGGCUCCCAGCUCACUCACAAGCUCCAGGAAGCCGCGUCUAUGUGUCAGCAGCCUCCUGCCGCCCUGUGCCCGGAGCAUGUGCCUGUGACUGAGGGGAGAGGACACCUGCCGCCGCCGCCGCCCGCUCAGUGCUGGACCCAUCAUUUGAACUUUGUCUCGAAGCUCCAACUCGGUCUGAGCCACGCCAUGCUCCAGGUGAACUGUAAUCGGAUCCCGCUGUAGCUGGAAUGUUCACCCUUUCAGAAGUAGCAUCACUUAAUGACAUACAGCCCACUUACCGGAUUCUGAAACCAUGGUGGGACGUGUUUAUGGAUUAUUUGGCGGUGGUCAUGCUCAUGGUUGCCAUCUUUGCUGGCACCAUGCAAAUAACCAAAGAUCAGGUUGUUUGCUUACCAAAGUUAGAAUCCGCAGUAUGUUUAACACCUCCAGCAAGCAGAGAUGGAGAGAACAAACCGCAAGGGUCUUCUCAACUUGAAACUACUACAGAGUCUGGUAAAGAAUGGCUAAGUACCUCACCUAAACUUGAGACACAUUUGAGAACACAAACGGACACUUUGAUUAAUCCAACUCCUUUAAUUCCGGAUCUUAAUAAAAUGGCAAGCAGCCCUGGAGGAAGAAAAACAAAUCUGGAUUAUCAACAAUAUGUAUUCAUCAACCAAAUGUGCUAUCACGUGGCACUUCCAUGGUACUCCAAAUAUUUCCCAUACCUUGCACUUAUUCAUACGAUUAUAUUAAUGGUCAGCAGCAACUUCUGGUUCAAAUAUCCAAAGACUUGCUCAAAAAUUGAACAUUUCGUCUCCAUACUUGGAAAGUGCUUUGAAUCUCCUUGGACAACAAAAGCUCUGUCCGAGACCGCAUGCGAGGACUCGGAAGAAAAUAAACAGAGGCUAACCAGUGCUCAAUCACUCCGAAAACAUCUCUCAAAUAGCAGUGAAGAGGGAAGUCCAAGCCCCAGUACUCCAAUGAUCAGUAAAUCUGGAUUAAAGUUCUCGGCAGACAAACCAGUGGGAGAGGUGCCUGGAAUGACCAUCUUAGACAAAAAGGAUGGAGAGCAAGCAAAAGCCCUUUUUGAAAAAGUUCGGAAAUUUCGUACUCAUGUUGAAGACAGUGAUUUAAUUUAUAAACUUUAUGUAGUCCAAACAGCGGUCAAGACAGUGAAGUUUAUCUUCAUUCUGUGUUACACCUUGACUUUUGUAACUGCAAUUAGUUUCAAACAUGUUUGCACCCCAAAUGUGGAGCACCUUACGGGAUAUACAGACUUUGAAUGCACUCAUAACAUGGCUUUUAUGCUAAAAAAGCUUCUCAUCAGCUACAUUGCCCUCAUUUGUGUUUAUGGCUUUGUCUGUGUAUAUACCUUGUUUUGGCUUUUUAGACGACCUUUGAAGGAAUAUUCAUUUGAAAAAGUGAGAGAGGAAAGUAGUUUCAGUGACAUUCCAGAUGUUAAAAAUGAUUUUGCAUUUCUUCUACAUAUGGUGGACCAAUACGAUCAGCUAUACUCCAAGCGCUUUGGUGUCUUCUUGUCUGAAGUUAGUGAAAACAAAUUGCGUGCGAUUAGUCUGAACCACGAGUGGACCUUUGAAAAACUUAGGCAGCACAUUUCUCGCAACGCGCAGGACAAACAGGAGCUACAUCUGUUCAUGCUUUCUGGAGUACCCGAUGCUGUGUUUGAGCUUACUGAUCUUGAGGUUCUAAGACUUGAACUUAUUCCAGAGGCUAAAAUCCCUGCAAAAAUUUCUCAAAUGACUGCUCUUCAAGAGCUGCAUCUUUACCACUGUCCUGCAAAGGUCGAACAGACUGCCUUUAGCUUUCUAAGAGACAACUUGAAGUGCCUGCACGUGAAAUUUACUGAUGUGGCUGAAAUACCCGCCUGGGUCUAUUUGCUCAAAAAUCUACGGGAGUUAUACUUGAUGGGUAAUUUAAACUCUGAGAAUAAUAAAAUGAUUGGAUUGGACUCUUUGAGAGAGUUAAGACAUCUAAAGGUUCUCUAUGUGAAGAGCAAUUUGACCAAAAUUCCAUCAAACGUCACAGAUGUGGCUCCUCAUCUGACCAAGCUUGUCAUUCACAACGAUGGCACCAAGCUUGUUGUUCUAAAUAGCCUUAAGAAGAUGAUGAAUGUUGCAGAGUUGGAGCUCCACAAUUGUGAAUUAGAGAGAAUCCCUCAUGCUAUAUUCAGUCUGAGCAACCUGCAAGAGCUGGAUCUUAAGCUGAACAGCAUCCGUACCAUAGAAGAGGUGAUAAGUUUUCAGCACUUAAAACGGCUGACUUGUUUGAAGCUGUGGCACAAUAAAAUAGUCAGCAUUCCUCAGUCCAUUUCGCAAGUGAAAAAUUUGGAGUCCCUGUAUUUAUCGAACAACAAACUCGAGGUGCUCCCCGUAGCUCUCUUCCACUUGCAGAAACUGCGGCAUCUGGAUGUGAGCUACAAUUGUAUUUGUGCGAUUCCUCUCGAGAUUGGCUUACUUCAGAACCUUCAGUACUUGUACGUUACAGGGAAUAAAGUGGACAUCUUGCCAAAGACACUAUUUAAAUGCAUCAAGCUAAGAACUUUAUGCUUGGGUCAGAACUGUAUUACAGCAUUACCAGAGAAGAUAGGACAUUUAGUACAACUGACGCAUCUAGAGUUAAAAGGAAAUUGCCUAGAUCGCUUGCCUUCUCAAAUCAUUUACUGCCGUCUCCUCAAGAAAACCGGGCUUGUGGUCGAAGACCAUCUUUUUGAUGCAUUACCAUCGGAGGUGAAGGAUGCAUUAAACCUAGACACCAAUGCAUCUUUUGCUAAUGGGGUUAUUUAAGGCUAUGUACAGAGCAGAGAUUUUGACAGAUAUAUAUUUUUUUUUUUUUGUCCAAGUGCAAGACUUAUAAAGUGUUUUGCUGAAAAAAAUGGGGCAAUCUACUUUGCUCAAAACAAGUAAACGUUUUUUUUUUGGACAGUAUCAGUUCACUUACAGAGUUUCCGUUGUUCAAUAGCAAAGCAAAUAAUUGUCUUAAUCGAUGCAGGUAUAUUCCCGUAAUUCAAUCAAUUUAUAUAUUUUGCAGAUAUUAGAAAAUAAAAAGGUUUUUUUGUUUUCUUAUGUGAUCUGAACAUAUUCCUAUCUGGAUGUUUACGACUUACCUGUAUGCCUACAUGUUUAUAGAUCAGAUGCCUAUUAAAUCUUUAGUUAUAAA